Neltuma alba is the source of this 574-nucleotide messenger RNA. RefSeq lists its product as uncharacterized. The coding region runs from base 167 to 574 and encodes 135 amino acids. The record is from RefSeq and is a predicted model, not a curated record. The transcript has 3 exons. Gene Ontology annotation, biological process: regulation of circadian rhythm; response to cold. NCBI's taxonomy places the organism in Eukaryota, Viridiplantae, Streptophyta, Magnoliopsida, Fabales, Fabaceae.
CAAUCACUUAUGCGAAAAUAUCUUCGGGUUCCAGAUCAACGAGUUAAAAACGUCAUUUAGGAUCAACUUACGAGUCGUACCUCGUUUCCCGUUCCCGUUCUCGUUCUCUCGCCCGCUCUACAGAUUCAGUCGCUUUGACCGCUGAUCUCCGUUUUCGUCCUCAUCGAUGAUGCAGUCCCAGGAGGGGCAAGUACCGACGGCGGCGGCUGAAACCGCCUCGUUUUGGACGGACGAGAAGCACUUGCAGUUUCUCAACUCUUUAGAAGCCUCUUUCGUCACCGCAAUGCUCGGAAACAGCUCUAGCUCAAUCCACUGCCUCCGCCGUCACCUGGUCGACGUCUCCGAGUCCACGUCGGAUCUGAAUCCCCACCGCACCGCCUCCGUCAACUAUACGGUUUCAGGAUUGACGGGUACUAACGGAGGAAGGAGAAGGAGAGGGAGAAGAAGUAUGAGAAGAAGAUCAUCAUCUCAAGCCUGCAAUUCAUCAUUCCAGGAUCAGGUGGUCCCACAGAUUGAAAUUGGACAACAACAUGAUAUUACCGAUGAUUCAGACCAAGCAAGUACUGUCGACUAG